AUGGGUGUUCAGUCGGAUGCUCAUCGAUACGCUCAGGCAACUUUUCACGAGGGAGCGCAUCGACAAGCUCCUGGUGAUUCGACUCCAUGGAGGGAUGUUUCCUCUCCGCUGAAUCGGUUGAAAGGAUGGUGGCUAGCACCUGCAGCCAAAGGGAGCAUGAUUGCGGCUUGGUGCCUGACAGUGGUUCUUGGUUCAUAUUGCUUUUUUAUUCAGCAAGAUGCCAAAGGAACUUAUUUGCUAAAUAAUGUUUUAUUGCGUACUUUACACGAAGAGACAUUGCGGGCCGAUGCCAAUCAGGAGCGUGCAUCACAAUUGAAGGAAUCGAUGAAAAAGCACCUUUUGCAAGAAGAAAGACAAAGCAAAGAAAAUAGGCAAUUUGUGAAAGGCUUUGAAGAAUAUAGUGAGACAAUGAAGAAGGGUUUAAUUAACUAUGAAUUAGAGCUUUCUCGCGAGAGCGCGAGAGCUGACGCCGUGCACGCUCGCAAUCAAGAAUUGGUUACUGAAUUACUCAAUGUUCGUCAGGAAUUGUCUCGGGCGAAGAAAGAGAAUAAAGACUUAUUGGCGGAACUUGCAAAGCUGCAAAAGCUACAGAGAAGUGUUGUUUAG
This is a messenger RNA of Trypanosoma conorhini, 606 nucleotides long. RefSeq lists its product as uncharacterized. Bases 1 to 606 code for a protein of 201 amino acids. The transcript has a single exon. Lineage: Eukaryota; Euglenozoa; Kinetoplastea; Trypanosomatida; Trypanosomatidae. The record is from RefSeq and is a predicted model, not a curated record.